AUGGCUACCAUUGCGACCGAUGUGGCCACUCUCAAGACCGACGUGGGUGCUCUGAAAACGACCAUGAAGGAAUUCCAGGCAAGAUUUGCCCUUCAUGAGGCCAGGAUCCACAACGCCAAAGCGCGGCCGUUUGAGCCCCUGGUCUGGCCCCUGAAUGCCGCGCGAGACGAGCUUCCGGGCAAAGUAACUGUGCCCGGCGUGACUGCCAGGGAACGUGUUGGACCACCUCCCUACGAACUCCCGAUCCCAGCGACCAAGGUCGCCAAGGCGCAAGCCCUCGUCCAGCACUUGGGUGCGAGCAAUUGA
Messenger RNA from Acanthamoeba castellanii str. Neff, 306 nucleotides. RefSeq lists its product as uncharacterized. The coding region runs from base 1 to 306 and encodes 101 amino acids. The transcript has 3 exons. Lineage: Eukaryota; Discosea; Longamoebia; Acanthamoebidae. The record is from RefSeq and is a predicted model, not a curated record.